UGUUUGUGCGCUCUCUACCUCAGGAAAUCCCAGUAUUGCAAUUAGCAAAUAAUGGGUUCAUACUGGGGUUUUAAUUUCUCUAUGACAUAUCUGCUUAUUCUCAUUUGAACGUUAAAGCGCUUCAGUCUGCAGGGUGAGAAGAAGAGAUGGCAGACGGUCCGCAUGAAACCACCGCAUUCAUUCAUAAUAACACACCAGCCAAAAUCAGAAGUGGAAGGCUCUUCUUUGCAGUGUUUUCUGCAGUACUGGGCAAUUUUAAUUUUGGGUUUGCCUUGGUGUUUCCCUCCCCUGUGAUCCCACAGCUUAAAAAGGGUAAUGACCCUCGGCUGCAAAUGGACAUCCAUCAGAUAUCAUGGUUUGGUUCAAUUUUCACCCUUGGAGCAGCUCUGGGGGGUCUUGGUGCCAUGCUGUUGAAUGACAGAGUUGGGAGAAAACUAAGCAUCAUGCUGUCAGGAGUGCCAUCUGUUGCAGGUCUCCUUGUGAUGGGGGCCGCACAAAACUUUUGGAUGUUAUUAUGGGGCAGAUUUCUGACUGGCUUAGCUGGUGGUAUGACUGCUGCUUCCAUUCCUAUAUAUGUGUCAGAGAUUUCACACCCAUCUGUGAGGGGUGCGCUGGGUUCAUGUCCUCAGAUUACGGCUGUCUUUGGAAGUCUAGCUCUCUACGCUCUUGGCUUGGUUCUGCCGUGGAGGUGGCUGGCUGUGGCUGGGGAAAUUUCUGUCGUGAUCAUGAUGAUUUUGCUAUGCUUCAUGCCAACAUCCCCACGUUAUCUCAUCAUGAAAGGAAACAAAACAAAAGCAGUUAAAUCGCUUGAAUGGCUCAGGGGCACCAAUUCUGAUUACUUGACUGAGUUCAAUAAGAUUGAGCGAAGCAUUAAUUCUCAGCACGCACAAUUGAGUGAUCUUAGAACGCCUUUAUACUAUAAACCAAUCCUAAUCUCAGUCUUCAUGAGAUUCCUGCAGCAGAUGACUGGUAUAACCCCAAUUCUAGUAUAUCUGGAACCCAUCUUCCACAUGACAGCUAUAUCAUUGGAACCAAAAUAUGAUGCUGCAUUAGUGGGAGUUGUAAGACUGAUUUCUGUUGCUAUUGCAGCCAGUUUGAUGGACAAAGCAGGUCGAAAAGCUCUCCUCUUCACAUCAGGGUUUUUGAUGUAUCUGGCCAUGCUCACAAUGACCAUGUACACCCACAAAACAUCAUGCUACCAAGGCAAUCUAACCUUAACACAGGGCAUGAGUGGCACCUAUGAAGCCUCAAUGGGCCCUGCCUUCGAUCCAGUUACUCUAAUCCCACUCAUCAGCACUAUGGUCAUUAUAUUUGGUUAUGCUAUGGGUUGGGGUCCAAUCACAUGGCUGCUAAUGUCUGAGAUUUUGCCUUUGGGUGCGCGUGGAGUCGCAUCUGGUUUGUGCGUUGGUGUUAGCUGGAUCACAGCCUUUGUUCUGACACAACUCUUCAUGCAUGUGGUGGAUGCAUAUGGACUCUUUGUACCUUUCCUGUUCUUCUGUGUCAUCUCGGUAGUGAACAUAAUUUUUACUGCUAAAUGUGUGCCAGAAACCAAAGGCCGAACUCUGGAGGAGAUUGAAAACUAUUUCAGGACUGGACGGAGCUUCACCAUUCAUGAUCCUUAAAAUGGUCAUAUACCUGUAUAUUCAUCCACUCAAGCAAUAGAGCUGGUAUGGACUCCUCAGGUUUUGUGUAAACAUGACGAUCCAUGCGAUCAUAGCAUAAUUUGAGAAUGUUCCAAAGAGCAUCUUGUGUGUGCUUUAAUAGAAGCAAGGAAAUCUCAGCUUUUGUAAAAAUGAGUUAACAUGGUCAAUGGCACAAAUUUGCUCAUUUUAUUAGUAAAUUUGUAAUAGUUCAGAAUCUUAAAUAUGUCUUAUUCAUUUUACAUCAUAUCAUUUCUUUGUUUUAAAUUGUUCAACAUUUCCCCCAAAAAGAUAUAAUGAUGGGUAAAAGGCAUGCAACACUCAUUGCUGGACUAAAUUUUAAGAAUGCAUUGUUAAAAUACAGUAAUAAUAAAAUAACUAUAAUUAUUCUUAGCAGUCAUUAGGCAGGAGCAGCUCAAUCACAAGUGUCUAGCAAUGUUGACACAUGAUAUGCUCGCCUGCAGCAUGCCAGUGGCCCUCUGCUUUUGCCUCUGGUGAUGUUUAAUAUAUAUAUAUAUAUAUAUAUAUAUAUAUAUAUAUGUAUGUAUAUUAUUUAUUAAUAUAUAUAAUAAGAUCUCGAAGGUAAAUAUAUACACCCAGAAAGAGAUGAACAAGAGAGAUAGUCAGUGAUUUCAACUAAGUAAUUUCUUUAUUAUGUUCCUCUGUCUGACUUGUUAAUGUACUGUAGGCUUGUGUAAAUAGGAUGUAGAUAUCACACAAGAAAUUAUUUUUUUUAAUUUUUUUACAGUAUGUGCAAUAAUCUGUUAAUGCAUCAUAUGGCAUCCACUUAUUUGAACAUUAGAAGGGUUGUAUACAGUAGGAUCACGAGUGCACAAAGUCCUUAUGUAAAUCAGAAAUGGAUCAAUUAAGUUAUAUGUAAAGAUACAGUCUCUACCACUUUCUCAUGUUAUAAGAUCAUGUUAUUGGACAAAGCACUUCUCUUUAACUGUUCCUCUUGUUGGAAUUGUUCCCAUCAGUGCAAACCAAACUAAACCUUUAUUGCACAACUUGUGCUAGUCCAGGAACAAAAGUGCAAUGAUAUUAGAGAAGUUCCCAUGAUUCACAUGGGUAGAGACCACUGACGUUCAGCUAGACUUUCAUUCCAUUCCAGUGCAUGACAAUUACAAAACACGACCUGCGAAAAGAGCAGUCUGUCAAAGAAUAGGAAUACUGAUCUUUUCAGUAUUGUUAAUAAUUAAUAAGAAAAAUAUUAAAGCAAUAUUCUGGGUUUAAUACAAGUUAAGCCCAAUCAGCAGCAUUUGUGGCAUAAUAUGGGUUAUCACAAAAAUCAAUUUUGACUUGCUCCUCCUUUUCUUUAAAAAAGGCAAAAAUUGAGGUUACAGUGAGGUACUUACAAUGGGGGCCAAUUUUUUUUUACGUUAAAAUGCUCACUUUUUCAAAAGUAUAACCACAAGACAAACAAUAUGCGUGUAAACAUGAUUUUAGUAUGAUAAAAUCAAUUACUAAACUUUUCUGUGUUCAACUUCAUUGCCAUGACGAUGUAAUGUCAAUGUAACUGUACUCAACAAACCCUAAAUUAACUCUACAGCUCAAAUAAUACACGAGUUUUAACAGAAGAAUUAAUGUAAGUGAUUUUAUAAAAUUAUAAGCUUCACAUUUCUGCAUUUAAACCCUCCAAAAAUUGGCCCCCAUUCACUUCCAUUGUAAGUGCCUCACUAUAACCUCUAUUUUUGCUUUUUUUAAAGAAAACAAGGGACAAGUCGAAAUAUAUUUUUGUGGUUAUAAGCAUUAUGCCACAAAUGCUGUCGAUUGAGCUUAACUUGUAUUCAACCUGGAAUAUUCCUUUAAGCACCCAAUGGAUUGGAAAUUGUCUUGCUUAUAUUCUAAAAAGUACAAACAAAUAAAAAACAAAAGGAAUGAUUGUCUGCUAAAGAUCCAUUUCACUCUAAGAUAAAAACUUUGUCAUUACCAAUUUGGAUUUCUGCUUAGUUUUAAAGAUGCAGGCCAAGUCUUAAUUCCAGGUUGAUCCAGGGGGAUUGUCUCUGUCUUAAGUUCAUGGUGGCGUUUUAUGGCAAUAUCACAUGAAAGCCAUGCAAAUCAAUUCUCCUGGCCCUAGUUGUGUGGCGAAAAAGCACUGUACUCAAAGCUAUAAACAAUUUCGGUACAGUAUUUCUGUUGUUUAUCUAUUUAUUUACAGUUUUUGUUUGUCUUUCAAUCAUUCCAAUGAAUUCUCAGAUCUUUUAGCACAACCCAUUUGAUCAGCUCUGUGUCAGUCAACAAGCAUAUUUUCCAAGGGACACACUCAUUUCCAAAGGAGCUUUCUUUUUUAUUGAGAACAAUAUACUGCAUCCUCUCAUUAACAGCUUUGAUGAUUCCUAUUUUUGCUUUCAUGAUACCACAAUGCUUCCUGUAAAUAAUCAUUGAAACUGACCUUGCCACACCAAUGAAUGGCAGAUUCAUGCAGUCAGCUUAAUACGAAUGUAUUGUUAUUUACCUGCUGAAAAUCAUAAUUUUUUUAAAUUUAUUUUUUAAUUUAUUUUUUUACAGUUUAUUAAAUCUACUUAUAAAAAAGUUUUUUUCUUACCUGCAUCAGUUACUUGGAAAUAUCUAGAACCAAAAUUAGAAUUCAUUUUUAUUUGAUCUUAAAGAGCAUCUAUUAUGGUUUUUAAACGUUCCUAAUUUUGUAUGUCUCAUACAAUAGAUAUACAUGCAUCCAAGGUCAAAAAACACUUUAAUUUGCUCAUAAUUUAAAUUGCAGCAUUACUUGUUUUUUCCCAGUGUCAAAAACGACUCGUUCAAUGAUCUGUUCUAAAGGAUUCAUUCUAAACUCCUCCUUUCAGAGAGCCUACUCUGCUCUGAUUGGUCAGAUGUCCGCUUACAGCGCGUGUCGGAAAGGAAACGCCCACUACCAUAUCUGAGUUUCAGCUCUGUCUGAAAAAAUUUCUGUUUUACCUUACCACGUGGGUUAGCCGGUUAGCAGAGGCUAACAGCUAACAGCGUGCACUGGCUGUACACGUAUACAACUCAAAACUAUGCAUUUGGAACACUCGGUAGAAAAUACAUGCAUAAAUAAUUAAUCAUAUUUACAGGUUGUGAUCCAGUGCCGCAAGAUGGUCCAAAUAAAGUGGGUACGGCCCCAUGUUUAAUAAAUAAUCGUUUUGCAAAUCCCGCGUUGACUUCAGCUAGAUUGGAGAUGCAGUCGUCAGUGAAAUGAUGGGAACACAAAUGAAGGUCGGAGUUGAACUGGUUUGGUAUCAUUUUAAAAAUGAACUCUAACCACCGAUGCUUUACAUCCUCAUCCUUUGGAAGUAUAUGCAAAGUGGUUUUGCACUGGCAGUGCAAAAAACAGCGUCUUCUAGACAUGGUGACAACAGGAACCUAACUCUUUCAGGGCAACUACUACUGUAGUGUCUGAGGGUGGGUCAAAGCUCUUUGCAAGCAGCCAAUGAAGACCAAAGGCAGGUUUUUUUGUUACCAAAUUAUGUAGGUUAGUACAGGAAGUAAGUCUGGAAUUACUAACGACUCGUUUCAGGUGAUCACAAUCAGUUCUUUCUUUUGGGAGUCAAUAACUCCAUUUGUCGUGCACUCUGAUUUUUUAAACUUGCAGACUUUUUUACAUUCAUAAACAGCUAUAUAUCACACUACAUGAAAGGUAAUAUUUGAAAAACUAUAAUAGGUGCUCUUUAAUAACCCAGCAUGUGACCAGAUUAGCAUAGGAUCUUUAUGUCCUUGCAUGUUCAAAAAAGCCUUUAAAAGGAAAAUAAUUCAUGUGAUGUGAAGAAUGCUCAGCUUUAAGCAGCUUUAUUGGACUGCCUUGAAUGAAGGGUUGCCAAAAAAAGAUUUAAUACACAAGUAUUAGGCUGACGUAUACUGAAUGUAAUAUAUAAGGGUGUUAAAUCUUACAUUACGUAUAGCAUAAACCGGGUUUAUGGAAGACUGAAACCUGCCAUAUUUUGAUUUAUAGAUUUUUCAAAGUUUGUGUACAU
This is a messenger RNA of Myxocyprinus asiaticus (Chinese sucker), 5587 nucleotides long. RefSeq names its product solute carrier family 2, facilitated glucose transporter member 6-like. The transcript is spliced from 10 exons. Bases 147 to 1622 code for a protein of 491 amino acids. Gene Ontology annotation, biological process: transmembrane transport. Gene Ontology annotation, molecular function: transmembrane transporter activity. Gene Ontology annotation, cellular component: membrane. The record is from RefSeq and is a predicted model, not a curated record. NCBI's taxonomy places the organism in Eukaryota, Metazoa, Chordata, Actinopteri, Cypriniformes, Catostomidae.